UAUUCUGAGCCUAUAACAGUCCUGGAUGCGAUAACGAACACCGAUACCGGUCCUGAAACUGAUCCGAAAUUCAUAACGUUACUGGAACUGAUCCGGAGUCCAUAACGUUCCUGGAGCUUAUCUCAAACUUAUACCAUCUCCUAGAAUUAAUUAUUGAGUAACGUCUGUCCUUAAACUGAUCUUGAAUAAAUAACGGUCCUGAAAUCAAACUUGACCUCAUAUCGGAUCUAGAAAUGAUCCCUUACUCAUACCGGUCCUGGACCUGAUACUGAACCCAUAUUGAUCUUGGAACUGAACUGACACCCAUACACUGAUCCUGUAACCUUAAUUCGUUGAAUUGAAUUCUAUUCCUGAAUUAAUGGAGGGAGUUUCGAAACUGAACCUUCCGAUUGUGAUGCCGAAUCCGAUCCCGGAAUUGAUUCCGAUAACAACUCCGGGACCCGAUUCGGGGCGGGAAUCGCAAUAGGCUCCGGAAUAGGAAUCAGAUAUGACUCGGGAAUUGGAAUUGGCUCCGGAAUCUUAACCAGUUCUGGGAUAUAAGAAAAAAUAAGAAGUUUUAGAAGCGGUCGGAAUCAGUUGAAUCUGUAUGAGAUCUGUAUUGUUUAAAAGUACAAUUGGCCAAAACCAAUUUUAACUCCGGAUCAAAUACUGGUUACUGAAUCGAUUGCCGGCUUUCUCCAAAGUUUUCUGGAAACUAAUUUCAAAUCUACUGUCCCGGAUCGAUUCCGACCAAAACUAAUCUGAUUUUUCUCAUCACUAUCAUGAACGUAUGCCAGUUUUGUAUUUGAUUCUGAUUUCAUGCCAAUCUUGAACUAACCCUGCAACAGAAUCCCAACCCAUACCGGCCGUGAAAAUGACCCGGAACCUAUAUCAAUCUUGGAACUGAUCCUAAAUCCUUAUCAGUCCUAGGUAUUAAUAGCGUAUCCAUAUCCGUCCAAAAAUUGAUUCAAAACCCUACCGGUCCUGGAACCGAUUAAGAGCCUAUGUAGGUUCUGGACCUAGCCCUGGAACUGUAGUUCUUUUGGGCACAUUAAGUGAAACUCGCUCCGUCGUAUCGUGCCUUUCGUUGUCCACGAUACAACCCACUGUCCAACACCACACGUUUUCCCGCGCAGCACGCAGUUGCACGUUUGCAUGCAACAACACACGUUGCACGCAACAUUGCAGCCACGAUUCAAGCAAAUUCAAACCGAGCGCAAAAGGGACGAACAGAAACCACCCUCCGCGCGUGCUGUUGCCACUAGCAACGACCCUAACAAAAACACCAACAGAUCGAUGUUUUUCCUCAUCAGCGCAACCUUGCACAGUUUGAUUCGUGUCGUUCCGUGCGUUGCUGCUCCUCGGGGCAUUGUGUGUGUGUGUGCGAAAUCAGAGCUCAUAUUUACCAGGGUGCAAAAAUGGUAACACAACGUGCUGGUGCUUCGGUCGUUUGACCCACGCCACGAGCGACACGAGCAAGUUGGAUCCUACUGUCCGGGCCAAAACCAAAAGUACCAAAAAUUUGCGUGUCUUUAGUACAAAUUAGUGGAUCACAGUAGCCCGCGGGAGCGAGGGGGCAAAUUGGGAGGAACAAAAAUCAACAAACAACCAAAAUGGGCAAAGAUUCGGUGCGCGAGAAGGACCUCCCGGGGAUGGCGGCGGCCGCCACCGCCACUAGUGGCGGCCGACGGUCGGGCCGUCCCGUCAGUGCGUCGCCGUACUCGGAGCACUAUCGACCGCCGAUCGAUCUCUGCCAGCGGCACCUGAUCAACCACCGGCUGCUGGUGUCGAAGCUGACGCGCCGAGAGCUGGAGGACAAGUAUCUCAGCCUGUGCGACGAGAACUACACCAUCAAGAAGCGGUUCCUGGAGCAGGAGGAGCUGAUCAAGCGGCUGAAGACGAAGCUGUCCCGGCUGUCGAACGAAAGCAACCAGCGGUCCAAGUCGCGCCUCGAUAUGGCCUCCAGCGAGCAUUACAGCAGACUGCACGAUCUGGAGCUGCAGCGGCGCGAGCUGCACGAAAAGCUGGAAGCCCUGCGUCGUGCCACCUCGAACGAUGGGCGUAUGCGGGAGAACUCCGUUUGCAAAGCACGGCAAAGUGCACCGGCCAGCAGUCAGCGCCGUUCGAAGAGUGCCCGUCCGGCCAAAGAGACGGCCGGUGGGCGGCGGGAAUGCAAAUCCACAUCCCCGUCGGCCGAUGGUUACGAUGAGCGGGAGGAACGGCUGCGCCAUCGAUUAACGCGACAAGCUGGCGGCAAGGGCCGUACCAGCACAGACGACCGGACCGAGGAUGACGAGGAGGAGGAAGAGGAGGAGGAGGAGGAGGAGAGUCAUGCCGUCGCUGCGGCACGCCGCUCCAGUCACCGGAAGUCGUACGGUGCGGACGAUGAGGAAGAGGAGGAGGAGGAAGAGGACGAAGAUUCCGAUGACAAGGAUGUGCGGGAGACGCUGGACGAAGAUCGGGACGUGCUGUCCGGCGGUGGCAGUGAGGAGCUAAACGAAAGCGAACGAGAUUCACCGGCAAGUGGGGCAGCAGGCGGCGCAAAGUCCAUCAGCAAAGGCCGUCGCCAUGCGGCCAAAUCGAAGGGUCGGCAGGCGGCGGGCGCCCACUGUCCGGACUGUGAGCGGCAUCGGGCGGAGCAGGUGACGCGCGAAACUGACCUCGUCAAAAUGAAGCUCAACAUCAAGUAUCUGCACAAGGAGCUACAAAACGAGAAGGAAAAGAGUACGCUGCUCGCCCGCCAGCUGGAGGAGAAGCUGUCGUACGAAAUUAUGAAGCGCAACGCGGCGGAGAACCUGGAAAUACUGAACCUCAACAGGCAGGUGGAGGACCUCGCGAAGGAGCUGCAGCGCCAGGUGGACGAGCAGAAGCGCUCGAUGGAGCACGAGCUGCGGAAGCAAGGUGAUCUAGAGGCGCAGAUACGCAAAGAGAAGGACAAAAAUGCUUCCCUGUUCGAGGAGUGCGAACGGCUGAAGAAGAACAUUGAGAAGCUCAAAGAGAACAUGUCUGAAGUGGAGAUCGAGCGUGACUUUCUGAAGCGGCAGCAGGAAAACUUUACCAAAAUCGUGGACGAAAACAAGCUGCUCAAGUACCAGCUGGACGAGCUGCGGAAGCACAACGAGGAGCUGCUGCGCCAGAUCGACACGCUGCGGGAGGAGGAGCUCGUCACGAAGGAGUCCCAGCGGGAGCUGCUGGAGAAGUUGAAAACGCUCCAGCAGGACAACGACACGCUGUCGGUGAUGCUGGAGGGGCUGCGGACGGAGAAUGUGCUGCUGGCGGAGGAGCGAACGCAGCUAGAGCAGAGUCUGAAGAGUCUGGAAGCGUCUCCCAUCAAGGAAGUGCGACCCGUGUCACCGGCACCCGUUGUUACCGUGAGUGCAUCGGUACAGACCGAACAGUUGGUCCGUGAGCAAGAACCUCUUCCUGCGAAGGAGCCGAAAGUGUUCCUCCGAGAACCAUCGGCCAUCGAGCGAAGGGUACCACCACAGGAGCUUGUUUCGGGACCAGCGAUCGAACCGAGAGCUCCGCUAUCCAGACGCUCCUCUGUGGUGGCCAGGAUGAGCCGGGAUAGGCACGUGUACGAGUCGGCAGAAGCGGCUCAGCAAAUAUUUCGUCAGGUCAGCGUCAGCCAGAUGAUACCGAAGCUGUCGCAUAUCAUGAACAAUCGCAUCGACGAACCGGCGAAGGUGAACAAUGUGGAGCUGCUGAUUGCAAACCGCUUUCCCGAGUCGUUGGAGAAAUCGUUCCGCGAGGAUGAGCGAUUUCAUAAGCUGCAAACUGCAACGCGCCGAAGAAACAGGGAACUUGACUCCAUAUCGUCGGGCGCGUCGGAUAGACGUAGAAUUUCCUUCCUAGAUGCGGGCAGCUCUAGUGAGACUGUAUCAAAAGGUGGCGAUCACACGGUGAAACAAAACUAUGCCCGCUACUUUGACAUUCAACGGCUUCCGUCCAUGUGGCACCGGAUUGCCGAGAACCCGAUGUCAAUAUCACCGACCACCACGACGCCCACAGUUAAUUCACAAGACGAUAACGAUGGUGGCACCACCUCCGAUCUACUAACGAUCGAGAUACGCUCCGUGCGAUGGAACCAACUGGGCAUCGAACGGCUGCUAGCCUCCAGCGUACUGUUCUACUACGUCGAGUUUACCUUUCUCGAUCUGUACGGCCAUCUGCUGGAAACACCGCUCCCGGCCAAACUCAUCACCGAAGACGGCGAAGUGCGGCAGAACCAUAACUUCAACUUUCGAGUGGCGGUCGAACUGGGCACAACGCUGCACGCAGAACGUCGCGCAGUGCUGAAGAAAAUGCUUCGCCCGGACGGUAACGAUGCGGUACGGUUUGUAGUGGUGAACGAGAAUCGUGCCUCCGGUCAGCACGCCUGCGAAGAUAUUGGAUACGCUUCCGUCAAGCUGCGGAAUGAGUUGCAGCAGCACCCCGGCGACGGUUCGGAGGAACUGGCGAUCGAUGUACCGAUUUAUGACUUUUUCCACGAGCAUGACGAGCUGGGCAUGUUGCGGAUUGUGCUCGACAAUGUGAAAUUGCUCCAAGUGCUGAUGGGUAAUGAAUCGUGAUCGAACAUGGGAACUGACAGAAGGGCAAAGCAUGGCAUGUCCGAAGCAUUAGAUAAUAAAUUGGUUACAGUUUUGGUUUUUUA
This is a messenger RNA of Anopheles coluzzii, 4633 nucleotides long. RefSeq names its product trichohyalin-like. Gene Ontology annotation, biological process: non-motile cilium assembly. NCBI's taxonomy places the organism in Eukaryota, Metazoa, Arthropoda, Insecta, Diptera, Culicidae. Gene Ontology annotation, cellular component: ciliary transition zone. Bases 1593 to 4550 code for a protein of 985 amino acids. The transcript has 9 exons. The record is from RefSeq and is a predicted model, not a curated record.